GUGUAGUCGAGCGGAGUCGGACAGCCCUUCGCGAGAGAAAAAAAUAGAAAAAAAAUUGAGGGAAAAAAAUCGGUGAAUCCAAGGGGUUCGGGCGGAUUUGGACGAAGUUUCCGAACUGUCCCGGCCCGGAGGAGCCCUGGGGGUUGAAAGGGAAUCGCCAGCACCGAAAUAAUGGAAGAUUCCCAUUUCAACUCAUCAUACUUUUGGUCUCCCGUACCAACAGUGCAAGGACAGAUUGAGAACGCCAUGUUUCUGAACAAGAUGAAGGAACAGCUGGGGCCGGACAAGGGCGCUUCUUUUCCGCACUCGUCUGCGGCGCACUACCCUACAGCGGUGCUGACGGUGCCAGGCUCGGUCGCCAUGGACACGGGAACCAUCGGGAGGGUGCCGAAGCAAGAGGGUGGUGGUGGAGGAGGAGGGGGCGGGACAGCAGGGGCGCAAAUGACCACCGUGGGAGCACACCUGCACCCACCUCACACGUCCCAGAACAUCACAGUGGUGCCCGUACCAUCUACUGGCAUCAUGACGGCAGCGGGGUUAGUGAUCACGACUCCUCAGGGCACAUUGGUCACUCCUCCUGCUUCCUCUCAGUCUUUUGUUUCUGGUCCGCCAACAACGACCAUGAUUGUGUCCGCUCUGCACCCAACAAACACAGAGGCUGUCCGGCCCCCUUCCCUCUAUCUCCACAGCCACUACAAGAAAGAGGAUGGCAGUAUCCCACCCGCUGUAGUCAUGCCAGUUCCCGCAAAGCGGGGGAGAAAGAAGAAGUCCAUGAUGCAAAGGGCAGGUCCUGUUUCAGCCCAUGCACUCGCCACAGGAAGUGAUGCGCUGAUUCUUGCGCACCUGGCCGCUGGGGGACAGCACAACACAAGUGACCCGUAUGACCUCUCCAACGAUGAGGAUGAUCAUCAAAGCAAAGAUGGAAACAAGUCCUACAGGUGCCGGAUGUGUGCGGUGACGUUCUUCAGCAAAUCAGACAUGCAGAUUCAUGCCAAGUCCCACACGGAGGCGAAGCCGCACAAGUGUCCUCACUGCUCCAAAUCCUUCGCCAACUCCAGCUAUCUGGCGCAGCACAUCCGCAUCCACAGCGGCGCCAAACCCUACACCUGCUCCUACUGCCAGAAAACCUUCAGACAGCUCAGCCACCUACAGCAGCAUACACGAAACCACACAGAGGGCAAACCGCACAAGUGUCCUCACUGCUCCAAAUCGUUUGCCAACUCCAGCUACCUGUCCCAGCACAUCCGCAUCCACAGCGGGGCCAAACCCUACACCUGCUCCUACUGCCAGAAAACCUUCAGGCAGCUCAGUCACUUACAGCAGCAUAACAGGAUUCACACUGGUGAUCGGCCGUACAAGUGUGUCCAUCCCGGCUGUGAGAAAGCUUUCACCCAACUAUCAAACCUCCAGUCUCAUCGAAGACAGCACAACAAGGACAAGCCAUACAAAUGUCACAAUUGUAACCGCGGUUACACAGAUGCGACCAGUUUGGAGGUUCACUUGUCUACACAUACGGUGAAACACGCGAAACUCUACUCCUGUGGCCUCUGCAACCGCGCAUACACAUCUGAGACGUACCUGAUGAAACACAUGCGAAAACACAACCCAGACCCUCUGACGGUAGCGGCCGCAGUGGCUGCCCAGCAAGCCCAGCAGGGCCAGAACCCGGCUCAGCCCUCGGGCGGAGGAAGCGGCAGGGGUCGCGGGCGAGGCAGGGGCGGCGGGGCUGCUGCAGCCAGGGCAGGAACAGUGGCGCAAGCGCAAAACCAGCCCAAUCCCACCCCGCCAACCAGUUACUCUGUUACAGAGGGAAUACCCUGCCCUUUCGACCUGCAUCAGUACAAGACCGUGUCGGCUGGAGAGAUCCAGUACAAGCCGGUCAGCGUGGCCGACCUGACGGCCCACAAAGACCUCUGCCUCACCGUCUCCACCUCUGCCAUCCAAGUGGAGCACAUGAACUCGUAGAGGAACUCGAGGAGAAUGAGAGCGAGGAGGUGGGGUGAGGAGAAAUGGACCAUGAGUUGGGAAGGAAAUAAAAACACUGCCUUGGGACAGAGGAGGAUUUCCAAAUACAGGCUGUCAGGAUGAAGGGAGGGGAGGAUAGCAGAUGGAGGAGAAAAGGAGAGAUGAAGGAGGAGCUAAUUAACUCUUUGAGUUGUCUUUCUUUAGACUUGCUUUGCGGUGUCACAAAAAAGGCCUUAAGCUGACUAUUUUCAGUUAGCAGCUUUUUUAAAGUAUACAAUACUCAACCCCUUUUGCCACUAUAAAGUGCAACAGUCAGCUUCUGGAAGUAAAAAUCCCAUUCAUUUGCAAA
Molecule: messenger RNA, 2314 nt
Organism: Megalobrama amblycephala (Wuchang bream)
Lineage: Eukaryota; Metazoa; Chordata; Actinopteri; Cypriniformes; Xenocyprididae
Gene: znf384a
Product: zinc finger protein 384 a
Exons: 12
Coding region: 172-1965 (597 amino acids)
Biological process (GO): central nervous system development; regulation of transcription by RNA polymerase II
Cellular component (GO): nucleus
Molecular function (GO): DNA-binding transcription factor activity, RNA polymerase II-specific; RNA polymerase II cis-regulatory region sequence-specific DNA binding
Source: RefSeq, a predicted model, not a curated record